Messenger RNA from Caretta caretta (loggerhead turtle), 5313 nucleotides. It is a transcript of the gene SACK1H, whose product is annotated as family with sequence similarity 83 member H. The record is from RefSeq and is a predicted model, not a curated record. Gene Ontology annotation, cellular component: keratin filament. Gene Ontology annotation, biological process: intermediate filament cytoskeleton organization; protein localization to cytoskeleton; signal transduction. Gene Ontology annotation, molecular function: protein kinase binding; keratin filament binding. NCBI's taxonomy places the organism in Eukaryota, Metazoa, Chordata, Testudines, Cheloniidae.
UGCCAGUGAAUCAGGCUUCAGGCACGUCAGGGGGAGAGGCAGAGCCCAGAGCGAGACCCGCCACCUGCACUGGCUCACCUGGGAAGCUCCCCUGCCCCUCAUGGCUCGCCGGUCCCAGAGCUCCUCACAGGGGGACAACCCCCUGGACCCUAACUACCUGCCACCCCAUUACAAGGAGUAUUACCGGCUGGCUCUGGAUGUGCUAGCUGAAGAGGGGCAAGAGAGUUAUCAUCAUUUCCUGGAUGAAGAAGGAGCCCCUGACUUUCUCUGCAGCACAGAGGUAGAGCACAUCACUCAGCAUCUCCAGAAGCCCCAGUAUGCCAACCAAGAGGGCAGCUGCAUGGAUGCCAUGCAUGACAAUGACAUGGAUGGAUCCUCUGGGACUUAUUGGCCUCUGAAUUCUGACCUUGCUGUCCCUGAGCUUGAUCUGGGCUGGCCAAUGGUCUUUGGAUUCAAGGGUACUGAGGUAACAACUCUGGUGCAGCCACCACCCCCAGACAAUCCCAGCAUCAAGGAAGAAGCCCGUAGGAUGAUCCGAGCUGCACAACAGGUAGUAGCUAUAGUGAUGGACGUUUUCACAGAUGUGGAUCUGCUGAGUGAAGUGCUGGAUGCUGCUGCCCGCAGGGUCCCUGUGUAUAUCCUCCUGGAUGAAAUGAACUCCCAGCUCUUCCUAGACACAGCUGCUAAGUGCAAAGUCAACCUCAACUAUGUGGAGUUCCUGAGGGUCCGGACAGUUUCUGGCCCCACCUAUUACUGCCGCACGGGGAUGUCCUUCAAAGGGCAUGUGAAAGAGAAGUUCCUGUUGGUGGACUGCAUGGUGGUGCUAAGUGGCAACUACAGUUUUAUGUGGUCCUUUGAGAAGAUUCAUCGAAGCAUCGCUCACAUCUUCCAAGGGGAGCUGGUGUCCAGCUUUGAUGAAGAAUUCCGAAUUCUUUUUGCUCAGUCGGACCCUCUCAUUCCUCCAGCCAAUGUCUUGGUGAAGGCAGAGAAGCCAUUUACCAUGGCCCCUUUUGGCAACAAUAUGCCCUUCUUUCCAAAGAAACCACACCUGCUAUUCCAGAGGGAUGACAAUGUCUUUCCGCCCUUCAUGGACAGAGUUGAUCCAGACAGAUACUUCUUGUCAGCCUUUAGACGGGAUGAACUGAUGCGCCACAGUAUGGAGGGGUCAGCAAUGCGCAUGUAUUCUAAGAAGGCAGAAAUGGAGAAUUCUCAGAUUGAUCCUGUCAGAGGUUUAUUUCGCUCCAGGCAGUUAGAGCUGGAUUCCUUUAAGAGGCACAGCUUUGCUGAAGGAACCUUUGAAAACUUUUCUUCUUCAAAGCAGUGUUCUAGGCAGAUGUUCAUGAACAAUCUGGAUGACUUUAAAAUGCAGUCCAGUCACUUUCAAAAGGACCAGUUCUACCAGUAUCAAUUUGAACAUCCCUAUGGUUCCAGCAGGCCUCAGGGGUUCUUUGAGCGAAUCCGAGGAGGUAGGCCGGGAUUCAAUGAAAUGGAGGACUAUGCACAGGACCCCAGAUACCCUGAACUUGAAUCCCACUUCCCACAAGAGGGUUUCCCCUUAAGGCUAGAUUAUGAGCAUUCAAAUUCUUCCAGGGAAGUGAGGCAUGGUUCUGACCAGGUAAACCCUGCAGGGCUGAUGUCACUAAGGAGGCAAAACAUAGGGCAGAAAUUCAUGUGCCAGACAUCCCCCACACGGAAGCAGAGCCUGGAACAACGACUGUUUUUACAAGACCAGGACCCAGAUCAGGACAAGAAGACCCAGGAAAAUAGAACAGGUUUGCGUAACUGGAGGAUUUCUUCAUACCUGAGUGCAUACCAGUCAGAACCAGGAGACGAAGGCAUCCCAAUGCCCAUGGAAUCAGAGUCAUAUAAUGAUGUUUUGAGCCUUGGGGAGCCCCUCACAAAGCACCCCAGUGACCUGAUCCCUUCUUUCAAGUCUCCUAUGUCAUUUAAUAAUAAAUCAUUGGGAAUUGAAAGUGCCAAAGAGUCGGCAGGUACUGAGAGAGCAGGCGAGGAGACCUCCCUUGUGAAACAGGAUUCCUUUAGGUCCAGGAUAAAUCCUUUGAUCCAGAGGAGCUCAAGGCUCAGAUCUUCUUUGAUUUUUAAUGCUGCCAAUUUAGAUCAGCAGAAUACAACAAUGGAGAAGAUUCAGAUGAUCCAAAAGGAGCAAAUGUCCAGUGAUAUUAUAAAAGACAAUGAAACUAUAAAGGCAGCCACCUCUUCUAAAGUGGCAGAGCUUUUAGAGAAGUACAAAACUGUGGGCAAAGACAGAGAGAGUGCUACAGUUAGUCACACCAAAGCUGUUUCCAGUUUUCUACAGGAAGAAUCUCAGAAUGCAGAGAAAAAAUGUACCAAAGCUGUGCAAUACAAGAUCCUGGAGAGUAGGGUGCUAGACUCAAAAGAAUCCUUCAGUAGUUACAAGAUGCACAUUGAGUCUGAGAAACAGCUUGGUAUGUCUCCCUCAGCCACCCAGCUCCUUGACACACUAAGUAAAGAUCCUAUAACAAAUAUUAGCAGCAAAAUGGAAAAAUUAUCUUCUCGGUUCUAUCCCAUAGACAGCAAACCUACUCUUCCAAUGAAGGAGAACCUGAUGUUUGUAGGAGACACUCAGAAGCUUGCUCUGCCAGAGAAGAGGGAGAAACUGACAUUCAGAAGAGACACACAGGAACUAGCUGACACAGAAUUCAAGAAACCACAGGCUAGGAUAAGCACCACAUCAAUUCCUGAAAGUUUAUCCAAGAAUCAAGGGUCUGACAGCUCUCUCAAUAAAUCUGAGGAAGAGGGUGCCAAACAGGAACAGAGUCCAUUGGAAUUUUUUAGGAAAGGGUCGCUAAGGUUGAAACAGUUGCUGAAUCCAAAAGGUGAAAAGAAAUCAGAGGAAGAAACCAUUCUUGAGAGUGGAAAGUUUGACAAGCAGACCAUGAGCCUUAAACGAUCUUCGAAAGGGGAUUUUCAGGAAGUGAUGGAGGAAGAGAAAUCCCAAAGGAUCACAACAGCACCUGCUUUCAAAAGCAACCAGCCAUCUCAGACCAGGUUUGCUUCUUCCACGGCAAACAUCCUAUACAGCAGCAACCUCCGUGAUGACACAAAGGUGAUUCUGGAGCAAAUUUCUGCCAACAGUCAGAAGAACAGAGCUGAGUUGGCCAAGCAACUACCUUCCACAAGUAAUCCUGAUCUUACCAAGUCUACCAGCAGCUUGGAAUGUAAAGGCGAGAAGGAGAAAAGCUGCAACAUUAGCAGGUCAGAAAGUUUUGGGAGCCAUAAGAGGAAUCCUCAGAGGCAACCAUCAGAGGACAGAGAUACCCUUCUGAAAAAGAUGGAGAAUAUGCGAAAGGAGAAACGGGUCUAUAGUAGGUUUGAGGUCUUCUGCAAGAAGGAUGAACAACCAGUUCAGAGUGAUGGGGAAUAUGACACAGAUGCCAAAGACAAGAAAAUGGGAAAAUUCAUGCCCAAACUCCUGGGGACCUUCAAAACCAAAAAGUGACCUUAGAAAUGCUGCCUAAAUCCCAACUCCAGGGGCUGUAAUUAUGGUCUGUCAAUGGAGAAAUGGGAGGUUAUGCUUCAGUGAUGGACACUAGUAACAUACUGAAUACUCCUUCAUGUUGUUGAGUGUGCAGUUGUGCAACACUGGCCUCCUACAGCAUGAUUUCCUCAUAUAGUUACAUGGUGAAAGGCAAUUUUACUGCAAUAGGAUCCAAAUUAUAAAAAAAUUAAAUCAACAGAUUGUUUAAAACAAAAAUAAAGUGGAGUCUAUUUAUCAUCUGCAGAGGGAAGCUCCUCAGCAGACAGAACAAGCUUGCUAUUAUUCGGGGAGGGGUGAAACUAUAAUGCAAAGCUCUGCCCUGAGCCAGGGAAGUCCGUACUUCUCAUUUACAAGAACAAUGCUGAUUUUUGGAUAUUUCUCAGGUUGUGGUCCGUUUUUUCCACAUAUGUGGUACCAGGAGGAUCUUUGACAGUUUCCAGGAGCAAGAUCUUGCAGUAAAUUCUUUGCCCUUACCUGUAGUUAUGACCUUGUCCAUCGGCACAUGUCCAGCUUUUAUACUUAGCAUUGUAUAACCUUAUGGGUGUUUUUAAAUAUAGUUGAAAAUAUUAUUGCUUUAGAGGGGGAGGCAUGAGCAGGCAGCUGGAAGGCAGCAGCAGAGGGAAUUUACAUGCCAUGCUGGGAUAAAGAGGUGUCUCUAGUUUAAAUUAGCCAAGCUAGUAGGGCACUGAAUCAAGCCUGUACAAUGCAGCCUUCAUCAAGCAGAAUCUUCCUUGAGGGUGUACCGCCAAGAAGAGGUGUUUUCUCUCAGGGAGGGAUUUGUAGCAGAGGAUAAGCCAUUUCAAGUGUUAGCAGGUUCCCUCAUUGUGACGACAAGAGAGGGAGGAGGGAUUCAGACAAAAGGAGGAAAUAACUGAGCUUUACUGUAACUUAUCUUUUCUUAAAGCUCAACAAUGUUUUUUUCUUACAUAGAUUUCUUUCAAGUGUUUGGUACCAGGCCUGGCCCAGACCAGCCUGUAUAGUUCAUACUGUGGUAUUGGAUUGUCUGGCAGGACAGUGGGCGGAGGGUGGGUGUCAAAAAGAAAGAAGAGCAUUGUACAUAAAGUUUUCUGCCUUGGGUCUGUUGUUCUUCAGCCUGGGACUUUCUCUUUUAGGCAACACAGCAGCAGUGCAAUGGGUCUGAAUGCUGGAAGUUAUAUCUGAUUUUAUAUUUUUAUCUGUGUGCCUACAGGUACAAACAAACACAUUUGGUAAAUUAAAAAAUAAAUGCAUAAAAAGUCACAGCAAGCUCAAGUCCUCUGCUGGCAAGGCAGCCUAGAAGAACAUCUUAUAGUACCUGGGCUGUGGGAAGGGAGAAAUAAUUCCUUUGAAAAUAGGCAAUAAGACUUUUGAGAAUCAGUUCUGGCCACCUUUCUUUACUCCACAUCACUGCCAGAAGCUCAGUUCCCCAUUACAACUGUGGUUCCCACCCAGCCUCACAGGUUGGGAGUUUACCUGCAGUCUAGGCCAUUAUGUGACAACUGUAACUGGGGAAAGAGGCCCAUACCUCUUAUUGGAAGUGGCUGCCUUACUCCUUUGGACUGUGUUUCUAACAAGGGGAGGCAAAAGAUAUAAGGGCUGAGGCCUAACUCAUGCAUGUCAGGUGCUCCUUAGUUCCUGCAACAACAAGCAAGGUGGAAAGUCAAGCAAAAACAAAAGAGGAAUGUAGCAGAGAACUAUGUUUUAGAACUCUAUUAGAGCCACCUCUACAAGACAGGUUUCAGAGUAGCAGCCGUGUUAGUCUGUAUCCACAAAAAGAACUGGAGUACUUGUGGCACCUUAGAGACUAACACAUU